Molecule: messenger RNA, 3280 nt
Organism: Oncorhynchus nerka (sockeye salmon)
Lineage: Eukaryota; Metazoa; Chordata; Actinopteri; Salmoniformes; Salmonidae
Gene: irak3
Product: interleukin-1 receptor-associated kinase 3
Exons: 13
Coding region: 54-1973 (639 amino acids)
Biological process (GO): signal transduction; protein phosphorylation
Cellular component (GO): plasma membrane
Molecular function (GO): protein binding; protein kinase activity; ATP binding
Source: RefSeq, a predicted model, not a curated record
CACAUAGGUUAGAUUCUUGACGAUAAUAAGGUUCCAGCUCAGUCUCAGUUGAGAUGGACUCGUCUAUGUACCUGUAUGAUGUUCCCCCAGUUUUGAUGGAGAAGUUUUGUAAGAUAAUCGACAGCGGUGAUGACAGCCUCGGAUGGCGCGGGCUCGCGGCGCGUAUCGUGCCAAGUUGGGCGGAGGUGCGACGCACCGAGAGGCUGGAUGCAAUAGGCAAGAGCCCCACGCGAGAACUCAUCUGGUCGUGGGCCCAACAGAACAAAACUGUUGGGGACCUUGUGAAGGUGUUGGAGGAUAUGGGUCACACCAGAGCUCUACAGCUCUUUAUUCCUCAAGAAACACAGCAUUCCUUCCUCAACAGUGGACCAUCAAAGAGCAGCAGGGAUAAUCCCUCCCCUCCUCAGUUACCCACGUCACCCCCACCUGCCAGCGAGUCGACCCGACCUGGUUGGAACCAGUCUAAUUAUCACGUGUCAAGUGAAGAUAGAAACCACAGGCUUGUGAUCACCUACUCAGACGUCAUAGAGGGAACUAGACAUUUUCACCAGGACAUGAAGAUCUCUGAGGGCAGCUUCUCUGCUGUCUACAGAGCGGUGAAGGGAAAUGACACCUUCGCUGUCAAGCUCUUCAAGCAGGUGCAGAAAGCCUCAUGGAGGAAGUUGUGGGAUCUGUUCAGGAAAGAGAUGGAAGUUCAUCAUCUCUACCAGCAUCCUAACAUCUUAGAGCUGUUGGGUUGUUACUCUGAUGGGGAUCGUUACUGGCUGGUAUACCCUUACCUUCCCAAUGGAUCACUGUUCCACAGACUGCAUGACCAGAACACAGUGCCUCCCCUCUCAUGGCAGGAGCGUCUGGACAUCAUCAAGGGGACGGCUAAGGCUGUACAUCACCUACACAUGGCUCAGCCCUGCACUGUGGUCUGUGGUAACAUCACAAGUUCUAACAUACUGCUGGACGAGCGGCUGCAGCCCAAGCUGUCUGAUUUUGGGACGGCCCGUCUCAGACCCCACUCCGUCAGUCAGAGCUGCACCGUUACCUUGGAUACGACCUUCGGAACCCUGGGCUACCUGCCGGAGGAAUACAUACGAGACGGAAAGCUGUCCGUCAGUCUGGACGUGUUCAGCUUGGGAGUGGUUAUAAUGGAAAUGAUAACGGGACGGAAAGCUAGAGAGGAGACUCCUAAACACACCCUGCUGAGAAACGUCCUACGUGGAGAGGUGGAGGACACUGGCAGUGUAGACUCCUGUCUUCAGUAUCUGGACCCGAGAGCUGGUCUUUGUCCCCACUCUAUGUCCUUCACCUUGUUGCGUCUAGCCCUGGACUGCACCUCUACACGACCACGCAACAGACCCACCAUGGAGAAUGUGUUACAGGUAUUGAGCCAGCUGCUUCCCCUGCCGUGCCCACCUGAAGACCAGCCCCACACGCUGACCGACGAGGCCCCAGCUCCCCCUGCCUCUCCUGCCCAGACGGGACAGGGCCCCAGCUCCAACCCCAGCCCCAGUGUGCCUGUGGAGGAUGAUGAGCUGCACAGUUACCCCGUUGAGAACCCACAGCCAGCUCCAGCCCAGGGAGGACCCUGUGAGUGUAGCCAGUCAGAGGUCACCUAUCUGGGCAGUGGGGAGCGGAGCAGCCACCUGUCACGGGAGGAGGCAGGGGAAAGAGCAGGGCUAGGAGCUGAUGAGGCUGACCAGAGCCUACAGACCAAUGGAGAGCCAGUGGAUCUUUACGGUAGCUGGCCAGUCCAAUGUAGCUGUUCAGCUGAGGUGAAUGGGCUGGGCUGUGAGGACUGUAGAGCCAAUGGGUUUACUCCCUGCCCCUCAGACCUCCCUCAAGGAGACCUCAGCUUCUCUUCCCUCAGUAUAGUGGACAACCCUGCCAAGCAGAGAAUGAUGAAUAAGAUUGAUCUGUACAACAGAGGCCACCUCAGAACAGAGGAACUCCUCUCUGUCUCCAUGACCACCCAGGAGUGACAAAGCUACAGAGGAACUCCUCUCUGUCUCCAUGACCACCCAGGAGUGACAAAGCUACAGAGGAACUCCUCUCUGUCUCCAUGACCACCCAGGAGUGACAAAGCUACAGAGGAACUCCUCUCUGUCUCCAUGACCACCCAGGAGUGACAAAGCUACAGAGGAACAACUCUCUGUCUCCAUGACCACCCAGGAGUGACAAAGCUGAUCUAGGAUCUGCUUGCCCUCCCCGGAUCCUAAUCUUAACCAUUAGAGGUUAAAAACACAAAGCAGACCCCAGACCAGCAUCUAGGGCAACUUCACUACUCUAAAUGACACAUGCAUACAGUACAUGGCCUGCUGAGAGAGAGAGGGUUAACUUAUCCAUAUAUCUGACUUAGUCAUUGCUGGCCUUGGUUAAAUGACCUGGCUCUGGUUAAAUGACCUGGCUCUGGUUAAAUAACCUGGUCCAGGUUAAAUGACCUGGUCCUGGUUAAAUGACCUGGUCCUGGUUAAAUGACCUGGCUCUGGUUAAAUAACCUGGUCCAGGUUAAAUGACCUGGCCCUGGUUAAAUGACCUGGCCCUGGUUAAAUGACCUGGCUCUGGUUAAAUGACCUGGCUCUGGUUAAAUGACCUGGCCCUGGUCCUGGUUAAAUGACCUGGCUCUGGUUAAAUGAUCUGGCCCUGGUUAAAUGAUCUGGCCCUGGUUAAAUGAUCUGGCCCUGGUUAAAUGAUCUGGCCCUGGUUAAAUGACCUGGCCCUGAUUAAAUGACCUGGCCCUGGAUAAAUGAUCUGGCAAAUAAGAACAAAUUCUUAUUUUCAAUGACGGCCUAGGAACAGUGGGUUAACUGCCUGUUCAGGGGGCAGAACGACAGAUUUGUACCUUGUCAGCUCGGGGGUUUGAACUUGUAACCUUCCGAUUACUAGUCCAAUGCUCUAACCACAAGGCUACCCUGCCAUACUAUAUAUAUAUAUAUAUACUAAUAUAAAAUAUAUUAUUGUAGAAAGGUAUUUAUUAUCUGCUGACAGAUUCCAGUUUAUAUUUCUUAUUUAUAAAAUUAGGAUAUGAUUUAUACAGUACUUCUAUAAUAAAAACAUUUUAUAAAGAUCAUUUAAAAUGAUGGGUUCAUACAAAAAUGUUAGCGUGUAGAAACAGUGGGAAAAUAAACCAAAGCAUGAAGUGCUGUCAUACCUUGUCCAUAGGCCGCUGACAGGGUAAGGAAACCAAUGUGUCAUUUUGUCAUUUGGGUCAACUAUCCCUUUACUUAUGUUUUGUAAGAUGACUUUACAUUUUUUCAUGCCUUUUAUUAAUAAAAUAAGAUUGACAAUG